AUGUCCUUGAACCGGUGGAAUACCAUUGACCAUUUCACAAGAUUAGUAUAUACUAAGAAUCCAACAGUAACAGCACAACAAGUGCUCGAUCAAUACGUUCGAAACUUAGUUGAGAUUGCAACCAUAAAGAACAUUGAUCCUGGUGUUUUACAACGCACCCGUGAUCUUCAUAAAAAUAUAAUUAAAACGGAAUAUCUAAAAAUUAUUGGAGAUACCCUGCUGGAAGAAAUACAUGAUGAUGCAAAACAAAGGAAAGGAAAAACUAGCCGAACCCGAAAAAAUUUUCAAAGCGCAACAGAGAAUGAUAUUGAAAAUCGAAAAACUGCUGGGUACAUUAAUAGCUACGAAUUGAAUGACGAAAUCAAUGAAUUCUGGCGGAGUCCCAAUGAACGACAACCUAAUCGGUUUGCCAAGAAACUGCGGAAAUCGGAUGACACAAUAGAAGGAAUGAAAAAAGAGAAAAAAUGGUAUUUGACAUCAGGAAAAUGUGUUGAAGAUGAGUUAUAUGCCUUCGGAAUUCAAUGCCGGUUUGAACACUUGGCACAUUCAUUCAUUAUUGACCCUGAUGAUGAAACUUAUAUUAAAAACAAUAUUUUUACCUCUGAAGAACUAAGCGAAAUCUGUGACACAGAAGCAAAAAACCUUCCAGAAAUGUCGAUUGAAUUAUUAAAGUAUAUCAGCUCUUUUCGAAUGAAAACAACAAAAGAUUUACGCGUAGCACUUGAUGUGCGACAAGAUUGGGAAGGCGAAAACUUUGACAGAAUAAACCAUUUUGAUUUUGACUGGGUGAAAAAUACUAUAUAUAAUUUGUUAUUAGAAUUUGAAUCCGAUACACUGCAACAAAAACAUUUGGAGGCAUGGCAUAAUGUUCAUAUUUGGUCAUUUAUUGAUAAAUGUUUUAAUGAAUUGAAAGGAGUAGAUAUUGCAAGAGGUGAAUCAUGUAGCCUUGCUUCAUCAAAACGUAAAAAUAAUAAGCGGGUAAUUCAAGGAGUCAUAAAGACAACUAGAAAAGCAAUUGGAAGAAGAGGUGAUUUAAUCUUAAGAAAAGGAUCAUAUGAAUAUGGCGCUUCUGAAGUAGGAAAAGAUUAUGAAGGAGACAAUGGAACAAAAUUGCUUAAAGAAAGGGGAUUAAAAAGUUCGAAGAUGCUUAAAGAUAUGAUAGUAGACUUGGGCAAGUUUGUAGAAUGGGAAACAAAUAAAUUGCGUCAAUUUGAGCUAGUUAGUUUCAUUCAUGCUGGUCUCUAUAUGAUUUUAUUACGUAUGGAUGUUCCUGCCGGAUAUAUUUGCAGAGUUACAAGGUCGGAUACCUUACAAGUACCAACCAAUGUCAACCAAUUUGAAAAAGCUCUUAAAUGUUUGGUUUUGACAUGGAAAGCUAAGAUGAUCAUCUGUAAAACAAUUGAUGUUGUUGAAGAAAUGUGUGAUGAUGACAUAUUGGAGGAUUUGCAAGGAGCUGGUACUCGUAAGCAUAAGGAUUUGACCAUUCUUCCUAACUGUGUUAUGACACCACAGAAAAAGCGGAUGGCGAACGUGAUGAACACUUAA
This is a messenger RNA of Ambispora gerdemannii, 1545 nucleotides long. The record is from the annotation of a GenBank genome assembly. NCBI's taxonomy places the organism in Eukaryota, Fungi, Glomeromycota, Glomeromycetes, Archaeosporales, Ambisporaceae.